AUGAGCGACAAGAAGACUCCGUACCAGGGGGAGGGGAGGUGUUUUGGAGAAUACCAGUGUUCCAAAUGUAGCAGGAGGUGGAUGAGCGGAAACUCCUGGGCGAAUAUGGGACAGGAGUGCAGCCGCUGUAAGAUCAUGGUCUAUGCUCACACACAGCGUCCUUUGGAGAUGCGAGAUGGCUUUAAUCAGGACCUAAACAAACCGCACCCUCAGGAGCUGUGUGAGAAGUGCAAGAGUCCUUCCCCUUUUAACUCCACCACUGCCGCUGCCUGUUCUGCUCUGUGCACUACUCUUCCUGAUCCUGACGCCUUCUCUAACAACUUUGACAUGAGUUACCCAGGAUACCCCCCAGCAGGUGGAUACCCUGCUCAGGGCGGAGGAUACCCCCCUCAAGGCGGAGGAUACCCCCCUCAGGGCGGAGGAUACCCAGGAGGAGCCUACCCUCCUCAGGCAGGAGGCUACCCGCCUGCCCCUGGGGGAUACCCCCCCGCUCCUGGGGGUUACCCGCCACAGGCCGGCGGAUACCCCCCUGCUGCCGGCGGAUACCCCCCUGCUGCCGGUGGAUACCCCCCUGCUGCCGGCGGAUACCCCCCUCAGGCAGGAGGAUUCCCCCCACAGCCUGCAGCGGGAGGAUACCCCCCACAGCCCGGUGCAGGAGGAUACCCUGCCAUGCCGCCUGCAGGUGGAGGCUGGGGUUCAGCUCCAGGUGGAUACGGAGCGCCAGGAGGAGCACCACAGGGCUACCCCGCCGGCCCUGCCCCUGGACAGCCCAUGCCCAACUACCCAGCAGCCCCUGGACCCUCCAACCCGGGCUAUGGCGGAGGACAACCCCAUCCACAAGCUCCUGCUAUUCCUAAAGGAUACAGAGGCUCCAUCAAAGAUUUCCCAGGAGCAGAUCCACUCAGGGACGUGGAGGUGCUCCGGAAGGCCAUGAAAGGAUUUGGCACGGAUGAGAACGCCAUAAUCGAGCUCCUUGGGAACAGAACCAACAAACAGCGAGUUCCGAUGGUGGCUGCGUACAAAACCACUUAUGGAAAGGAUUUAAUGCGUGACUUGAAAUCGGAGCUGACGGGAAACCUCGAAAACCUGGUUCUGGCGAUGCUGAUGACUCCAUCUCAGUUUGACGCGGCCGAACUCCGAGAAGCCAUCAAGGGCGCUGGGACCGACGAGGCUUGUCUCAUCGAAAUCCUGUCGUCUCGAUCCAACGCUGAGAUUGAUGAAAUCAACAGGAUCUACAAGUCUGAAUACGGGAAGAAACUGGAGGACGCUAUCAUCAGCGACACGUCCGGUCACUUCCGCCGCCUGCUGGUGUCUCUUAGUCAGGGAAACCGAGAUGAGAGAGAGCAGGUCGACGUCUCUUUGGCCAAACAGGACGCUCAGAAACUGUACACCGCAGGAGAGAACAAAGUUGGAACCGACGAGUCUCAAUUUAACGCCAUCCUGUGCGCCCGGAGCAAGCCCCACCUCAGGGCAGUGUUCCAUGAGUACCAGCAGAUGUGCGGCAGAGAUAUCGAGAAGAGCAUCUGUAGAGAGAUGUCUGGGAACGUGGAGGACGGCAUGGUGUCUGUGGUGAAAUGCAUCAAGAACACUCCAGUAUACUUCGCUGAGAGGCUGCACAAGGCCAUGGCGGGCGCUGGCACCAAGGAUCGGACCCUGAUCCGGAUCAUGGUCUCCCGCUCUGAGGUGGACAUGCUGGACAUCAGACAGGAGUAUCUGAAGCACUACGGGAAGUCUCUCUUCACCCACAUCUCUGGAGACGCAUCCGGAGACUACAAGAAGCUGCUGCUGAAACUGUGUGGAGGAAACGACUAA
Knipowitschia caucasica is the source of this 1812-nucleotide messenger RNA. The record is from the annotation of a GenBank genome assembly. NCBI's taxonomy places the organism in Eukaryota, Metazoa, Chordata, Actinopteri, Gobiiformes, Gobiidae.